CAGAUGACAACUUAAGCCAUGAGACAGGGAAACGUGGACCAGUUUGGUCAUGGAAUGAAUGGGAUCCAUUAGAAGAGGUCAUAGUAGGAAAUGUAAAUGGUGCAACUGUGCCCCCAUUCACUGUUGAAGUUAAGACAAACACACAUGCAAAACAUUGGGAGUUCUUCAGAAAGCAUGGUGGAAAAUCAUUUCCCGAAGCCCAUCUAAAGAAAGCCAAUGCAGAAAUUGAAGAAUUUUGUAAUAUAUUAAAACAUGAAGGGGUAGAAGUAAAAAGGCCCGACUACGUGGAUUUUUCACAAGUUUAUCAGACUCC
Molecule: messenger RNA, 313 nt
Organism: Owenia fusiformis
Lineage: Eukaryota; Metazoa; Annelida; Polychaeta; Sabellida; Oweniidae
Source: the annotation of a GenBank genome assembly